AGCCGAGUGAUCCUGAUCCAGAAGAAGAGGAUGAUAAAUCAAAACCUGAGCUCGUUGUUCAUCGGACUGUUGGGUGCAACAAUAACACUCUCUGCAUAUUCACAAGACGUCAUGUCUCCGACACAAUGCAUCGGAACAGGUCUCUUUGUUCUCAUGUUUGGUCUUCUUGUUAAGGAAGGUUUCAUCUCUUUUUAGUUACUGACUACUUAUGUAGCUCUAGCUCUCUUCUUUUUCUUUUCUUUGUGUAUUUUGAGCUACUUUGCUUACAGCCUUACAAUAUGUAUGUCGUUGUUGUUUCCAAAUUCCAAGAUUGGUUAUGUAGUUUGGUCUUUCUAGUUUCUAUCUAUAAACAUGUGAGUUUGUGUUCCACAAUAAGAGGAGUACCCUUUUACCGUA
This is a messenger RNA of Daucus carota subsp. sativus, 396 nucleotides long. RefSeq lists its product as uncharacterized. The annotation marks the transcript as partial. The transcript has a single exon. The record is from RefSeq and is a predicted model, not a curated record. Lineage: Eukaryota; Viridiplantae; Streptophyta; Magnoliopsida; Apiales; Apiaceae.